Messenger RNA from Ilex paraguariensis (yerba mate), 649 nucleotides. The record is from the annotation of a GenBank genome assembly. NCBI's taxonomy places the organism in Eukaryota, Viridiplantae, Streptophyta, Magnoliopsida, Aquifoliales, Aquifoliaceae.
AUGCAGAACCAUGUCCGUCAAACAUGGGAGGAGUGCCACCCAAUAACGUGGAGAAUGCCGCCCAAUAACAUGGGAGGUAUGCAACCCAAUAACAUGGGUGGAACACCGCCAAACUCCAUGGAGGCUCUGCUCAACAGGGGAGGACUACCACCAAACAUUGGAGGAAUGCCCACGAAUAAUAUGGGAGGAACACCCUCAAAUUCCAUGGGAGGAAUGCCACCAACCAACUUGGGAGGAAUGCCUCCCAAUAACAUGGGAGUAGUGCCGCCCAAUAAUGCUCCAAACUUCCAGUACAGAAAUGGGCCAAACAACGGAGGCAUGCCUUAUCAAUCUGGUCCAGGACCAAACAGAGAGUGUCGAAACAGCUAUGCACCAAAUGCUGGUGGAAAGUCUUUCCAAACCCAGAACAUGCCUGGAAGGGACAUGCCCCCACCCCCUCCUCCCCCAUCAUAAGACUAUUAAUCAACACGUUGCACAUAAGUAAGGAUCUCAUGCAUUUAGGGUUUUCUGUUAUGGAUGUUUUUUGCUUUCUUGAGCUUCAUAAGUUGUUUACGAAUGGUAAUGUUUUAAGAAUGUUAAUCCUGGUUUUAUGUUGAUGCUUAACUGGUUGGUAGUGGAAAUGAUCAAGCUUAUGAGUCAUAAUGGCCGG